Molecule: messenger RNA, 2568 nt
Organism: Striga hermonthica
Lineage: Eukaryota; Viridiplantae; Streptophyta; Magnoliopsida; Lamiales; Orobanchaceae
Source: the annotation of a GenBank genome assembly
AUGGCGUCCGCUAGUGUCGUAUGCGCUCCUCCCCUAACCACCUCCUCCGCCAUGGACGCUCCGGUACUGAAAUCCCGAAUUCAAGUCCGACCCGAACCCGCUCCACCCAAGCCCAACCCGAAUACCGACUCUCUGAAAUCCUGCAAAAGCUUUCUAGUAAUGAAGCAACUCCAUUGCCAGCUCACGAAACAGGGCCAAAUAUCCAGCCCGCCUAUCCUGACAAAGCUCAUCGCCAAAUACUCUGAAAUGGGCACUGCUGAAAGCCUGGAGAACGCAACAAAAGCCUUCGCGAUACUUAAGAGCAACAGGGACAGUUUCAACAUCACCACUGUAACUUACCUUUAUAAUUCUCUGAUAAGAGGCAAUUCCUUAGCCGGGGUUUUUGACGAGUCUGUUUUGCUGUAUGUGAACAUGUUAAUCGAGGGGCUUAGGCCUGAUAACUACACGUUUCCGUUUGUAUUGCGCGCCUGUGCGAAAAGCUUGAAGCUUUUCGAAGGAAAACAAAUCCAUGCUUCAAUCUUGAAAACGGGCUAUUGUGAUGAUAUUUUCAUCUCCAAUACUCUAAUCUACUUUUACGGAGAAUGCGGAGAAACUGAUAGUGCGAGAAAAGUGUUUGAUAUAAUGCCUGAGACAAACGUUGUAACAUGGACAAGUUUGAUUUGUGCCUACUCGGUUAAAGAUUUGUACCGAGAGGCCAUUUGUCUGUUUUUUGAGAUGGUGGAUGAGGGAGUUGAGCCCAAUGAAGUUACAAUGGUGAGCGUGAUUUCUUCUUGUGCAAAAUUGGGGGACCGAAUUCUGGGUGAGAAGGUUGCGGGACAUGUUAGAACAAUUGGGCUAAAGGCCAAUGGUAUUUUGGUAAGUGCGCUCGUCGACAUGUACAUGAAAUGCAAAGAGCCCGAUAAGGCAAGGCGGCUCUUUGACGAGCAUGCGGAUGGGAAAAACUUGGACCUUUACAAUACGGCCAUGUCGAAUUACGUGAAAAUGGGGAAGACGAAUGAAGCAGUCGAUCUGUUCCGUGAAAUGCUGGAAUCCGGGCUGAGGCCCGAUCGGGUCACCAUGUUGUCGGUUAUUACUUCCUCGGCCGAACUCAUCGAUUUUCACCUCGGCAUGCAAUGCCAUGCCUACAUCUUGCGCAACGGGCUUGAAAGUCGGGACAACAACAUAGGCAACUCACUCAUCGACAUGUACACAAAAUGUGACAAGCUGGAAUGGGCUCGUCGAGUGUUUGACCGGAUGCCCGAAAAAACUGCCGUCUCCUGGAAUUCUCUCCUUGCUGGCUUCACGAGGAACAGCGAUCUGGGCCCCGCUUGGGCUUUGUUUGACCGAAUGCCUGAACGGAAUAUCGUGUCCUGGAACACCAUGAUUGGCGCCUUGGUUCAGCAGAGCCUAUUCACAGAUGCUAUUGCCCUCUUUCACCGAAUGCAAAAGGAAAGUGUUAUAAUCCCAGACGAGGUAACCAUGGUUAGUGUGGCUUCAGCUUGCGGGUACUUAGGUGCCCAUGACCUCGCUAAGUGGACUUAUAAUUACAUCAAGAAAUGUGGAAUUAGGCGUAACGUGUGCCUGAAUACUUCCCUAGUCGACAUGUUCGGUAGGUGUGGGGACCCACGUAACGCAAUGCGGGUGUUUAAUGAAAUGGGCGAGCGGGACAUCUCAGCCUGGACGGCUGCAAUCGGGGCCAUGGCCAUGGUGGGAAAUGGGAAAGAGGCCUUGAAGCUCUUCCACGAGAUGCUCGGGCAGGGAGUUGUGCCCGAUCCAGUCGUGUUCUCCACGGUGCUCACUGCAUGCAGCCACGCGGGCUUGGUUGAGCAAGGUAUGAAUAUAUUUAAUAGGAUGAUGGAGCACGGGGUGGCCCCGCACGUUGUCCACUAUGGCUGCGUGGUCGAUUUAUUUGGCCGAGCUGGGCUUUUGGAUCGGGCCCUGGAUUUCAUAAGGGAGAUGCCAGUCGAGCCCAACGGCGAGGUUUGGAGUGCAUUCUUGGCCGCUUGUAGAGUGUACAAGAAUGAGAAGAUGGCAGCCUUAGCUUCCGGGAUGAUCGACAAAUUGGGUUGCGAGAAAACGGGUCUCCAGGUUCUCCUGUCAAAUAUGUAUGCCCACGCGGGAAAGUGGGAUGAUGUAGCAAAAGUGAGGACGCACAUGAAGGAAAAGGGGAUGAAGAAAAUUCCGGGGUCGAGCUCACUCGAAAUAGAUGGGACUGUUUAUGAGUUCACUUCAGGGGAUGAGUCGCAUAACGAAAAUGAGCGUACUUCCUUGAUGCUCGAGGAAAUAAACUGCAGAAUCGGCAAGGAAGGGUAUGUUCCGGACUUGACAAAUGUGCUGCUUGAUAUUGACGAGAGGGAGAAAGAAUUUUCACUCGGCCGGCAUAGUGAAAAGCUGGCUAUUGCCUAUGGGCUCGUCUCGUCCGUAAGGGGAAUGCCUCUGAGGAUUGUUAAGAAUCUGAGGAUGUGUUCGGACUGCCAUUCAUUCGCAAAGAUGGUGUCAAAAGUAUACGAACGCGAGAUAGUGAUUAGGGAUAACAAUAGAUUUCAUUUUUUCUGGGGAGGUUCUUGUUCUUGCCAUGAUUACUGGUAA